UAAGCUUUUUUAGCGCCAUCUGCUCGCGGCGCCGCCUCCUGCUCCUCCCGCCGCCGCCCUGAGUCACUGCCUGCGCAGCUCCAGCCGCCUGGCUCCCCGUGCUAACCACCGAUACUUGGAGUUCUUACAACAUGGCAGACAUUGACAACAAAGAACAGUCUGAACUUGAUCAAGAUUUGGAUGAUGUUGAAGAAGUAGAAGAAGAAGAAACUGGUGAAGAAACAAAAAUCAAAGCGCGUCAGCUGACUGUUCAGAUGAUGCAAAAUCCUCAGAUUCUUGCAGCCCUUCAAGAAAGACUUGAUGGUCUGGGAACACCAACAGGAUACAUUGAAAGCUUGCCUAGGGUAGUUAAGAGACGAGUGAAUGCUCUCAAAAACCUUCAAGUUAAAUGUGCACAGAUAGAAGCCAAAUUCUAUGAGGAAGUUCAUGAUCUUGAAAGAAAGUAUGCUGUUCUCUAUCAGCCUCUAUUUGAUAAGCGAUUUGAGAUCAUUAAUGCAAUUUAUGAACCUACAGAAGAGGAAUGUGAAUGGAAACCAGAUGAGGAGGAUGAAAUUUCGGAGGAGCUGAAAGAAAAAGCCAAGGUUGAAGAUGAGAAAAAAGAUGAAGAAAAAGAAGACCCCAAGGGAAUUCCUGAAUUCUGGUUGACUGUUUUUAAGAAUGUUGACUUGCUCAGUGAUAUGGUUCAGGAACAUGAUGAACCUAUUCUGAAGCACUUAAAAGAUAUUAAAGUGAAGUUCUCAGAUGCUGGCCAGCCCAUGAGUUUUGUCUUAGAAUUUCACUUUGAACCCAAUGAAUAUUUCACAAAUGAAGUGUUGACAAAGACAUACAGGAUGAGGUCAGAACCAGAUGACUCUGAUUCCUUUUCUUUUGAUGGACCAGAAAUUAUGGGUUGUACAGGGUGCCAGAUAGAUUGGAAAAAAGGAAAGAAUGUCACUUUGAAAACCAUUAAGAAGAAGCAGAAACACAAGGGACGUGGGACAGUUCGUACUGUGACCAAAACAGUUUCCAACGACUCUUUCUUUAAUUUUUUUGCCCCUCCUGAAGUUCCCGAGAGUGGAGACCUGGAUGAUGAUGCUGAAGCUAUCCUUGCUGCAGACUUUGAAAUUGGUCACUUUUUACGUGAGCGUAUAAUCCCAAGAUCAGUGUUAUACUUUACUGGAGAAGCUAUUGAAGAUGAUGAUGAUGAUUAUGAUGAAGAAGCGGAUGAGGAAGGGGAAGAAGAAGGAGAUGAGGAAAAUGAUCCAGACUAUGACUCAAAGAAGGAUCAAAACCCAGCAGAGUGCAAGCAGCAGUGAAGCAGGAUGUAUGUGGCCUUGAGGAUAACCUGCACUGGUCUACCUUCCGCUUCCCUGGAAAGGAUGAAUUUACAUCAUUUGACAAGCCUAUUUCAAGUUUUUUUGUUGUUAUUUGUUUGUUUGCUUGUUUUUGUUUUUGCAGCCUAAAAUAAAAAUGUCAUAUAAUUUUA
This is a messenger RNA of Prionailurus viverrinus (fishing cat), 1465 nucleotides long. Its product is annotated as nucleosome assembly protein 1-like 1. Gene Ontology annotation, molecular function: histone binding; chromatin binding. Gene Ontology annotation, biological process: nucleosome assembly. Gene Ontology annotation, cellular component: chromatin; nucleus. The record is from RefSeq and is a predicted model, not a curated record. NCBI's taxonomy places the organism in Eukaryota, Metazoa, Chordata, Mammalia, Carnivora, Felidae.